GGGGACGGGCGUCCUGCUGGAGGGGGAGCUGGUGGACGUGUCCCGCCACAGCAUCACGGAUGACCACGGCAGGAAGGAGCGCUACUACGUGCUGUACAUCAGGCCCAGCCGCGUCCAUCGCCGCAAGUUCGACCCCAAGGGGCACGAGAUCGAGCCCAACUUCAGCGACACCCGGAAGGUGAACACCGGCUUCCUCAUGUCAUCUUACAAGCUGGAGGCCAAGGGGGACACGGACAGGCUCGCGGCCGAGGCGCUGGCGGAGCUGAUGCACAAGCCGGAGCUGCUGGCGCUGACGGCGCACCUCGCCCCCGAGCGGACCGUGGCCUUCUGGGCGCCCGAGGCGGACGUGGAGGCGCUGGAGCUGGAGCUGGGGGCCGGGCUGCGCCUGAAGACUCGCGGCGACGGCCCCUUCCUGGAUUCGUUGGCCAAACUCGACGCUGGCACCGUGACCAGGUGUAAUUUUGCUGGUGACGCGAAGACAGGGGCGUCCUGGACAGACAACAUCAUGGCCCAGAAGUCUGCGGAGGGGGCCGCGGCCGAGGCCCGCGAACAGGGGGACGGGGCGGAGGACGAGGAGUGGCCGGAAGAAAUCCAGCAGCAGAUUGUCCGGGAGACCUUCCAUCUAGUGCUCAAGCGGGAUGACAACAUCUGCAACUUCCUGGAGGGCGGAAGUUUGAUGGGCGGCUCCGACUACAAGCUGAUUUACCGGCACUAUGCCACCCUCUACUUCGUGUUCUGCGUGGAUUCAUCAGAGAGUGAACUGGGGAUCUUGGACCUCAUCCAGGUUUUCGUGGAGACCCUGGAUAAGUGCUUCGAGAAUGUCUGUGAAUUGGAUUUGAUCUUCCAUAUGGAUAAGGUGCACUACAUCCUCCAGGAGGUGGUGAUGGGCGGCAUGGUGCUGGAGACGAACAUGAACGAGAUCGUGGCCCAGAUGGACGCCCAGGGCCGGCUGGAGAAGUCCGAGGUGAGUCUGCGGCCGCCUCCUGCCCCUGCUGCUCGGAGAAGCCCCGGUGAGGGACGAGAUUCGUGGUGGGGGCGUGCGGGGCUGCCCCGUGUCCAUCUUCUGUCCUCCGCGAGCCUCCCAGACCCUCUGGCCGGCGGCCUGGAGCAUGCAGCAGGUGAGAAUGAGGUUUGGCCCUCAGCCCUGCUGGGCGUGUGCCCGGAAAGCCAGGAGCAGCGGGCAGCGCGCUCGCGUGGGGCCUCUCCCAGGCCGCACGUGGGGGGCGGCCCGGAGCCCCGUCUCGGAGUCCCGCGCGGGCGCUGUCCCCGCAGCCGUCCUCACGCUGUCGGGCCUCGGUCACCUGCAAAGCUGCAGGACUUGGGUGGCCUGCAGGGCGUGCCCGGCCCUGGGCCGGGCUGACAGAUGCUCGCGGUGCCCGCCGUCGGCGGCCCGAGUGGAAGCGCAGCUCACGCCCGAGCUGCGCGCGAGGCCGGCCGGCGAGCACAUUGCUCGGUGCCACCGAAGCAACCUUGCCAACGGAGAGACGAAUUCCUUCUGAGGACUGCAGUCGCGCCGAAGAAGCUUCUCCAGACCACAAGUUCUGUGGCGACUACGGUGGUGUCAGAAGUGCAGGCGGGGGGCUCCGGGACAGUGGGCGAGUCAGAGGCAGCGGGCCAGAGACCGGUGGCACGGAGGCCCCCGCGGGGCGGCGGCUGUGGGAGCCCGUCCCCCCACCCCGCCCGGGGCCGGCCCGCGAGGGCCCACACAGACCUCCCCGGUGAAGGCCACCUCCGCGGUCCUUCCGCCAGCGGCCUCGUGGCGCCCCGUGGCCAGCUCCCUUGAGGCCUGGGCCCGGGACAGGCCUCCCUGCCCAGAGCUGCCCUGUGGGGGUGCUUGCCGCGAGAGCGCCUGGGUCUUGCUGCUUCCCGAGCCGAGAGCACCGG
Molecule: messenger RNA, 1884 nt
Organism: Condylura cristata (star-nosed mole)
Lineage: Eukaryota; Metazoa; Chordata; Mammalia; Eulipotyphla; Talpidae
Exons: 8
Coding region: 197-1360 (387 amino acids)
Biological process (GO): intracellular protein transport; Golgi to vacuole transport; negative regulation of actin nucleation
Cellular component (GO): membrane coat; AP-3 adaptor complex
Source: RefSeq, a predicted model, not a curated record